UUUUAGAUCUAAUGCAUGUAUCAAGAAAGGUGACAGACAACCAAGCUGGUGAAAUGAUCCAUCUUCAUACCUUUUGAAAUUCAUCCACUUUUAAUAUUUAAUUUGUUGGAGUUCUCUUUCUGUAUUUGAUUUGAACCACUAAUUGAUAAAUGUAUAACAAAUAUAACUUCCUGUAACUGUUAAUUUUGUGAUGAAAAACUGCUAAUCCUGGAAUAAGAAGCUGUUUAAAAACCACAUUAGUCUAGUUCGCACUCGCCAAAUCUUUUAGUGAUGAAACAAAAAGAGAUUAAUCAAAUAAAGUAAAAUUAAAUAAUUGUAAAAGAGGAUUAUUCUUAGCUUCUACUCUUUGCUGCUGCAUGUUGAUUUUAAAGAGACAUCAACGUUUCGCCUAUUUCAGACAAAGAAGGCUCAUCUCUCUGACUCUCUGUACGUAUAUGUUUAGUUUGUCUAAAUUAGUUAAAUGGAUGUUAUUGCAUGUAAACAGAGGGGUAAAAUUGAUGUGUAUAUAAUAACUAUCCGUGUAGACGGACAGUACCGUACCAAUGAUUUUUAAACCGGUCUAGAAAUAGAACCGGAACGGAUAAUAGAUCCGGUUAGUUAAAAACCGGAAUUAGGUUUUAAAUCAUAAACCCAAAAAAUCGUAAAACCCUUGUCGUCUUCUCCGUCUCUGCCCUCCCAAACUUUCCGGGAAAACAAAAUUUUCUCUCCGGCGACUCUCAAUUCUCUAAAUUUUCUCUGGAAACGAUCCCGAAUUGGCAAACCCUAAUUCCCAAAUUCCAUGAUCUGCAGAUGGAUUGCAUUCAAUCCAAGCAAAUUGUCCCGUGUCCUCUCUCCUUUCUCUUCCCUCGUCUCCACUAAACUAUCCUCCUCCUCCGUCGCGAAACUCGACGACGAGCCGCUUUCCGCAGCCAAUUUCGCAUCCGAUCAGGGAGAUUACUUCCGUCGAGAGAUUCUCUUCGGGAUGAAGAAGAUCGGGUUCCGUGAGUAUCUCCACGGGCGUCAAUUUCGAAGCUUGGCUUCGGAGUUGAAGCAGGUCCACGUGGAAGAGAUCAUGUGUGAAUUGAUGGGUGAAAGUUCGGAUCUUUCGGUUUGGUUUUUCAAAGAGCUGAAAGAUGUUUAUGGGUUUCGCCACUCGAGGCUUUCUUCGUUGUUGGUUUCUCAUAUCUUAGCUGGUCAAAGACGUUUCAAAGAGCUUCAAGUGGUUGUGGAACAGCUGCUCCAAGAAGAAGGCUCUGGUUCAGCAUUUUCGCUUUGUGAGCUUCUCUCUACUAGCUUCAGGAAGUGGGAAUCUACGAAUGUAGUUUGGGAUAUGUUACUGUUUCUCUCAUCGAGAUCCAAAAUGGUUGAUGAUUCACUUUACAUCCUGGAGAAGAUGAGGGAUCUGAACUUGAGCGUGUCUACACAAGCAUACAACUCAAUUUUAUAUAACUUCAGAGAAACAGAUGAGAUGUGGGAUGUGUAUAAGGCCAUCGAGUCUAAAAACGAGCACACGUACUCAACAGUUGUAGAUGGAUUGUGUCGCCAACAAAAGCUAGAAGACGCAGUUUCGUUCCUCAGGGAUUCCGAGUGGAAAGAUACUGGUCCCUCUGUAGUUUCUUUCAAUAGUAUAAUGUCAGCUUACUGUAAAUUAGGUUUUGUAGAUACAGCCAAGUCGUUUCUCUGUACAGUUUUGAAAUGCGGAUUGGUUCCUAGUGUACAUAGCCACAACAUACUCAUCAACGGACUCUGUCUAGCUGGCUCCAUCGGAGAAGCUUUGGAACUGGCUGGUGAUAUGAGUAAGCACGGAGUGGAGCCUGAUACUGUGACAUACAAUAUUCUCGCGAAAGGUUUUCAUCUCCUCGGUAUGAUCAAAUGGGUUUGGGAGGUCAUUCAACAGAUGCUUGAUAAAGGUUUGACUCCUGAUGUUAUUACAUACACCAUAUUACUAUGCGGUCAUUGCCAGUUAGGGAACAUUGACAAGGGCUUGAGACUGCUGAAGGAUAUGUUGUCGAGAGGGUUUGAGUUGAACAGUGUCAUCCCUUGCAGUGUGAUGCUCAGCGGUUUAUGUAAAACAGGACGGAUCGAAGAAGCUUUCUCCUUGUUCUAUAGAAUGAAAGCCAAUGGGGUUAGACCUGAUAUCGUGGCGUAUUCUAUUGUGAUUCAUGGCUUGUGUAGAUUAGGAGAGCUUGAUUUGGCUAUUUGGCUUUACGACGAGAUGUGUUCCAAAAGAAUCCUUCCGAAUUCUAGGACGCAUGGUGCUAUGUUGCUUGGUUUAUGUCGGAAAGGGAUGCUGCUUGAGGCAAGAGCGCUUCUUAACUCUCUGAUCUCAACCGGCUGUACACUUGAUAUCAUCCUGUACAAUAUCGUUAUUGAUGGGUAUGCAAAGUCUGGUUGCAUUGAGGAGGCGUUAGAGCUAUUCAGGGGAGUGAUUGAGAGUGGGAUAACUCCUAAUGUUGCAACUUUCAAUUCUUUGAUUCACGGUUAUUGCAAGACUCAGAACAUAGCUGAGGCUAGAAAGGUCUUGGAUGUCAUCAAGUUGUAUAAAUUGGUUCCAAGCGUUGUGAGUUACACAACUCUGAUGAAUGCAUAUGCUAACUGUGGAGAUACUGAAAAGGUAGACGAGUUGCGCCGUGAGAUGAAAGCGAAUGGGAUCUCACCGACCAACUUCACAUACUCUGUGAUCAUCAAAGGACUUUGCAUAGGGCGGAAACUCGAGAAAUACAACCAGCAUCUAUGCAGGGCUAAAGAUUUGUUCAGAGCGUUUGAGUUGUUUGAAGAAAUGAAAUCUCGAAACCUUGAGCCUACGCCUGCCACUUAUGACAUUCUAAUCAACGGCCUUUGUUUCUACGGUUACUUAAAGGAUGCUGAGAGGUUUCUCUGUUCGCUUCGGGAGAGGGAUGUUAGUUUAUCGAAAUUUGCUUAUACCACAGUGAUCAAGGCGCAUUGUGUAAAAGGUGAUCCUGAAAUGGCGGUGAAGUUGUUUCUUCAGGUGCUAGAUAGAGGAUUUGAUGUUUCUGUCAGGGAUUACAGUGCGGUGAUCAAUCGUCUGUGUAGGAGAGAAUUGGCAAAGGAGGCUAAGUUCUUCUUCUGUCUAAUGUUAUCCAGGGGUGUUUCGCCUGAUUUAGACAUCUGCAGAGUGAUGAUCAAGUCAUCAGAUGUGCUUGGUUGGACAAUUAAAGCAGGUUUGUUGCCUUGAAAAGCUAUGGUCUCAUCUUAUGUGCUAGCUGGAGGAGGCACACUUUCAGUAUAGAAACUGUCACAUGAAGAGAUUAAUCUUAGCUACCGGAUGGUACCAUCGGGGGCCAAUUGUAUCAACAUUAGCUUCUUCAAUGGAUCGCUGUCACUUAUGUAUUGUACUGUUGAUAAAGCACCGUGCAAAGCAGCUUUGGGGUUCCCUCAACAAACACAAAGCGUCAUUGGUGGUUUUGCUUCUCGAGUCUAAAGCCGUUUUGUCUUGUUCAAGUUCUUCUGAAGGUAAACUCAGUGGUUCUUGAGCUUUCCCUGUUUCUUUACCAAAUCUGCAGUGUGACUAUAGCAUGCUGGAAUUUUACACUAGAGUGUUGGUGAAUGGGUUCAAAUGGGGAAAAGGGUAUAUAACUAAUCAAGCUUCAUGUGUGUUAGGUCUAUUUUAAUUACUUCAGUUUUUUGGGAUGGGACUCAAGAGUCUGAGCCUGUUCUUGACUGUGACAUCUUGUAAGGUUGUUGUUCUUGGUGUAAGAACAUAUCUUGUCAAUGUUUGAUUCAUUUUUACCAA
Messenger RNA from Brassica rapa (field mustard), 3733 nucleotides. RefSeq names its product putative pentatricopeptide repeat-containing protein At1g13630. The record is from RefSeq and is a predicted model, not a curated record. NCBI's taxonomy places the organism in Eukaryota, Viridiplantae, Streptophyta, Magnoliopsida, Brassicales, Brassicaceae. Gene Ontology annotation, molecular function: protein binding; mRNA binding.